AUGCUGCCACUAUAUAAACCAUUUUACACUAUAAAACACGUUGGUCUCUUCUUCUGGCCGAUCCCGCCCGAGCAGCCGAGUAUCUCCCCUUCCCCCUCACAGCAACUGUCUGAGCGAGGCGUGGCGGCUCCCCCCGCCGCCUUCCGCCUCUUGGUACGCCCCAGAGGGGCCGCGGUGCGCGCCGGGAGUUGGGCGGUGCGCGCCGUCGGUGGGCCGGCCGGUGGAUGCUUGAAUUUCAAGGACCCUGAGGCGGUGAGAGCCCUGACGUGUACCCUCUUGAAAGAGGAUUUUGGUCUGACGAUUGACAUCCCCGUGGAAAGGCUUAUUCCUACCGUGCCCUUGAGGCUGAACUACAUCCACUGGGUGGAGGAUCUCAUCGGCCGCCAGGAUGCUGGCAAGCAAGUCCUUAGGCGAGGCAUCGACAUAGGGACAGGGGCAUCUUGCAUAUAUCCAUUACUUGGAGCAACUUUGAAUGGCUGGUAUUUUCUUGCAACAGAAGUGGAUGAUAUGUGCUUCAAUUAUGCCAAGAAGAACGUGGAACAGAAUAACUUGUCUGAUCUUAUAAAAG
Messenger RNA from Mesitornis unicolor (brown roatelo), 568 nucleotides. RefSeq names its product methyltransferase-like protein 16. The transcript is spliced from 3 exons. Gene Ontology annotation, cellular component: nucleus. The record is from RefSeq and is a predicted model, not a curated record. Gene Ontology annotation, molecular function: 23S rRNA (adenine(1618)-N(6))-methyltransferase activity. The annotation marks the transcript as partial. Lineage: Eukaryota; Metazoa; Chordata; Aves; Mesitornithiformes; Mesitornithidae. Gene Ontology annotation, biological process: rRNA base methylation.